Molecule: messenger RNA, 189 nt
Organism: Aphanomyces astaci
Lineage: Eukaryota; Oomycota; Saprolegniomycetes; Saprolegniales; Verrucalvaceae
Exons: 1
Coding region: 1-189 (62 amino acids)
Biological process (GO): translational initiation
Molecular function (GO): RNA binding; translation initiation factor activity
Source: RefSeq, a predicted model, not a curated record
AUGGCCGACACGGAAGGGACGCAUCCGCUGCAUACGGCGUGGAGCAUAUGGGAGCUCUGUGAGAUGUCGAAGGAGAACUACGCCAACAAACUGCACAACCUAUACAUGUUCAAGGCAGUCGAGGACUUCUGGGGAUACUGGAAUAACCUGCCCAGCCAAGUGCUCAACGCUUCUUCACCGAUUUACUGA